AUGUGGGAGCCACAACCACUGUACGAAAAGUGCGCGGUUCUUAAAGCUGUCAAUUAUGAUUAUGACGAUGAUGACGACGACGAUGAUGAUGAUGACGAUGACGAUGAUGAUGAUGAUGAUGGUGAAUGUGUGAUCAUGAAUGUACCAGAUCUUCCAGAUGACGCUGACUAUGGGAGUCCGCGGUCAAAGCUCACCGGACUAGAAAUAGGAGUGGAGUUUGUGGUGAGAUCGCGACUCCGGGUCCACUGUCACUUCUGUCCAAAACUGGAUGGUGGUGAACGCACACUCCUCAAGCUAAACCGAAUGAUCUACCUUAAUACUUACUUUAGCUGA
Opisthorchis viverrini is the source of this 333-nucleotide messenger RNA. RefSeq lists its product as hypothetical. The coding region runs from base 1 to 333 and encodes 110 amino acids. The transcript has 3 exons. NCBI's taxonomy places the organism in Eukaryota, Metazoa, Platyhelminthes, Trematoda, Opisthorchiida, Opisthorchiidae. The record is from RefSeq and is a predicted model, not a curated record.